AAAAUGAGAAUUUAAAUAUUUAUCUGGAUCUAAAUAAAUCUCCAGAGGAGAUCUAAUACAAAUUAAACCACACUACUUUGCAGGCCAGUUUUUUUUACUUAUUUAACUAAACUGCUUUAAUCUGCACGUGAACAAAUGAACGAGUCAAAGGCAUUUUAGUUCAUUCCAUUAAGGGAAGCUGGAGAGGAGUCUGAACAUCUCGGUGCUGGGGAAGAGAACGAAGGCGACCCGUAAGAAACAAAAUCACAUCUCCUCUGGGAUUAGGAGCAGGCCGCCGCUACAGGUUGGACUUUUUCAAAGCUGCAGACUGUGAGAUUUGCAGGGAAACACAAGGUUUAUCUGGAAGCCAUCUUCUCUCCCACAGCCCUUCUGAUCGUUUGUAACUUUAGAAAUGACACGUUCCAUUAAUCCUCCCGCUCUCUGCCGACUCAACAUCUGGGAAAUGAAUCAUCUUUUCUAAUUCGGUGAUCGCGUUAUCCAUUCAGUGCACGACGUUCUACAGUAAAGAUCUUUCUCCUUUUUUUUUUAAAUCGCUGGUUUUUACUUAAUUGGGUCUAUUCUGCUGCAGAGUUUAAAUGCCACAGUAUUUAAAGAUAAAUGCAACAUUUUGUUAUCCUCUUGUGUCUCUCUUUGGGUUUCCCUCCCAAAUGCUCCCCCUCCCUCCCUCCCUCCCUCUCUCAGUCUCUCUCUCUCUCUCCCUCUCUCCACACGUGUCACUCUGCUGCUCUUUGCUCCGCAGGCAGCAGCAGUGUGUCCUCGUCCGUCCUCCUCCCUCCUCGUCCCUCCUCGUCCCUCCUCGUCUUCACGCAGAGCGCCGCUCUCGACACAAAGGGGGGGAAAGCGCUGGUGAAGUUCUCCUCCUCUCAGGCUGGAUUCUCUCCUGCUCACCAAUGGAUGGAGUUUAUUCCCCGGCAGACACGGUGACUUCUUGAAAAGGUGCCGCUCCGUGCCGGGGGGGAUGGAGCAGCGCGGGGCAGCCGGGAGCCCCGGCCCUCGGGACAGCGCCAGCCCGGAGGAGAGAGGGGAGAGCCCCGCCUCCGCCGGCGGACCCCCCCCGCCCUGGAGGUCCGGCCGCCGGGAGGUCAACGGCAUGCGACGCAGCGGCGCGGCGCUGAGGCCGCUGGGGGGUCUGAUGAUCCCCGUCUACUGCGUGGUGGAGCACGCCGACGCGGGCCGAGCCGGCGACUGCGGGGGGCCCGGCGACCGCCACGCCGAGUUUGUGUUGGUGCACAAGGACGUCCUCUUCACGCAGCUGGUGGAGACGGCGCUGGUCGCUCUGGGAUACUCCCACAGCUCAGCGGCACAGGCAAGUGGCAUCAUCAAAGUGGGCCAGUGGAAGCCGAUGCCCAUCCACUACCUAACGGACGCCCCGGAGGCCACAGUGGCCGACAUGCUGCUGGACGUCUACCACAUGGUCACACUGCGGAUCCUCCUGCACAGCUUUGCGCGGCUGGCGGAGCUGCCGUCGGAGCAGUGGACCCACGCCACCGUGAGGAGCGCCCUCCGAGAGCUGCUCAGAGAGACCAACCAGAGCGCGCUGGCCAAGGAGUGCCCCCUCUCCCAGAGCAUGAUCUCAGCGAUAGUCAACAGUUCCUACUACAUCAACGUCUCCACCUCCAAGUGCCAGGAGUUUGGACGCUGGUACAAGAGGUUCAAGCGCGUCAAAGGUGAAUACAUCGAGAAGAUGUGGUUAGCUCAGAAAAAAUCCGAUAUUAAAGUGGAGAGGGAGUACGACCUGAGCCUCCUCAGCCAGCGACCUCCCUCUCUCUUACCCUCGCCCACCCACCUGGGCUCCCUGGGCAGCCCCGGGGCUCAGGACCCCCAACCCCUCCCCGCCAGCCAGCUCCCGCCCCUGCGAGCCCAGGGCCCUCCCCUCCUUGGCCAGGGCGGGCUCCUGCCCCCCCAGCUCUCCCCUCAGCUGGUCCGCCAGCAGCUCGCCAUGGCGCACCUCCUCAACCAGCAGCUGGCCGUGGGCCGCCUGCUCGCACACCAGCACCCGCAGGGACUCCCCCAGCAGUUCCUCCACCACCCGCCCGUCUCGCGCACCUGCAAGGGCGAGCCGGGCCUGAGCUGCCCGGGGGCCGAGGUCUCCUUCAACAUCUACCAGCACGUCAGGAACGAGCUGAAGAGGGCCAGCAUUUCUCAGGCGGUGUUUGCCCGCGUGGCUUUCAACCGCACACAGGGGCUGCUGUCAGAGAUCCUGCGUAAGGAGGAGGACCCUCGUUCGGCCUCCCAGUCGCUGCUGGUCAACCUGAAGGCCAUGCAGAGCUUCCUCACCCUGCCGGAGGGCGAGCGAGACCGCAUCUACCAGGAGGAGAGAGAGAGGAGCGCCAACUCCAACCAGAACCUCUCCACCAACCACGUCUCCACCGGCAACGCUCUCAGACCCCCGCAGACAAAGUGCAGCGCGUCGGCCGCGGAGCCGCCGCCGAGGUCGGACCCGUUGGUCGACAUCUCGUCGGGCAUCUACGACGACAUCCAGCAGGAGAUGAAGAGGGCGAAGGUCUCCCAGGCUCUGUUCGCCAAGGUGGCGGCCAAUAAAAGUCAGGGCUGGCUGUGUGAGCUGCUCAGGUGGAAGGAGAGCCCGAGCCCAGAGAACCGCACCCUGUGGGAGAACCUGUGCACCAUCCGCAGGUUCCUGGCGCUGACGCAGGCCGACCGGGACCAGGUCUACGAGGAGGAGUCGCGGCAGCAGCACAGCGACCGGCUCCACGCCGUCCUGCAGGUGCCGGACCAGCAGGCCGCGCACAGGCCGCCCCUGAGGCCUCCCACCGCGCCGUCGCCGACGCGCGAGGACCCACAGCCCGUCCAGCUGCUGCUCCUCCGCGCCCCGGAGGACGGGCCGCAGCGCGGGGCGAGCCCCGGCGCCGGGCCCAAGAAGGCCCGCUCGCGGACGCGCAUUUCCCUGGAGGCGCUGGGGACCCUGCAGAGCUUCAUCGGCGACGUGGGGCUCUACCCGGACCAGGAGGCCAUCCACACCCUGUCGGCCCAGCUGGACCUGCCCAAGCACACCAUCGUCAAGUUCUUCCAGAACCAGCGCUACAACGUCAAGCACCACAACGCGGCCCGAGAGCCCGGCCCCGGGGAGGACGGCGGGGGGCGGGGGCGCUCCGGGUCCGAGGGGUCGAGCGAGGACGGGAGGGGGUCGGUGGAGGCGUUGGGGACGGAGGGAGGAGAGCGAGGCGCAGAGAUGGAGGUGGAGGUGGAGAUGGAGAUGGAGGCGGAGAAGGCAGAGGGGGCCACGUCCUCCCCGUCCCCCUGCAGCAGCCCGGACAGCCCCCACUCUGCGGAGCAGCAGAGAUAACACAAACUGAGAGGUCACCGUCGAUCUGCGGAGCCACACACACACACACACACACACACGCGCUUUCAUUCACCGGAGCUCGUCAGCAUCUGAGGAACUGUGCCAAAGUCUUUCAGGUUGGACUGGAAAGAGAAGAGCUCUGAGAGGACCGCGGUGCGUUUGGUUCCUACCAGCUGAUCUCAUCAGCACCUCAGUGGGUUUUUAAGGUGAUGUUCGCGGUCCAGCCACCUCUGCAGCACAAUCCCCUUCUUUCACAGCUCCGUCAAAGGACACACAAACAAUGUCUAAAUGCGUAUUCAGACCGAUGGAAGCUGAUUACAGUGGAUUAUGCUGCAGGAGGGACGGUUUGAGAAGUUCUUCAGGGGGUUCGUGUUUAUUUAUGUACGAUUUGUUUAUUAUAUUUUCACUGUUCAAAGUUAUGUUUCCUGUAAAGGUAGGGGGCAGGCGGGGUUCACUGUAGGCGUUAAGCUGGCACCAGAGUCCACAUGUGAUUAAACCUGACCACAAAUACUGUAAGCGGGGCGUGAUGUGUUUGUCAGUAAAAUCCUCCCAAACCUCAAGGUUAUUUCCUGGAUUUCCUGGAGAUAUUUAAAGCAAUUGCAAAUGAAUAAAUAAAGAACCUACUGACAUCGUACCUCAUGAGGCAAAAGUUGGCAAAAGUUGGCAAAAGAGACAAUGAAGCCAGAAGCUCCUUACAAACCAGGACGUCUUUCAUCAGUAAAUCACUACACUCCCAUCGAUAUUUAUUACCUACAUUUACUCAAAUCUGAGUCUGCUUAUAGUUGUUUUAUUACUUUCUUUGAUUUAAAGUCUUUGCAAAUGUGAAAACAAAUGGAGGAGUAUCAACUCUUUUCUUUUUUUUACAGACCGUAGGAGAAAUGAAGGCGUUUGUGUUUGUUGUGAUGUAAAUGUCGACCAAAAGGUCCACGUGGCGAACUCCAUCCGCCCUCGUAUGUAACACAGAGGAUCAUGUGACAAUCAUCGCUGUAUU
Messenger RNA from Pungitius pungitius (ninespine stickleback), 4295 nucleotides. Its product is annotated as DNA-binding protein SATB2-like. Gene Ontology annotation, biological process: chromatin remodeling; regulation of transcription by RNA polymerase II. The coding region runs from base 959 to 3304 and encodes 781 amino acids. Gene Ontology annotation, molecular function: RNA polymerase II cis-regulatory region sequence-specific DNA binding; DNA-binding transcription factor activity, RNA polymerase II-specific. The transcript is spliced from 12 exons. Lineage: Eukaryota; Metazoa; Chordata; Actinopteri; Perciformes; Gasterosteidae. The record is from RefSeq and is a predicted model, not a curated record.